UAAUUAAUGGAAGUCAAAAGCAGCAACUGGAAUCUGCGAGCUACUCCUCCCGCUACGCUCUGGGACUUUUUUAUGAAGCCAGUACACGGAUUGAUGUCCCCUGGGCUGCACGGUACAUCACUGAUAAUCCCUGCAUACGCUUCAUCUCCAUCGAUAAUAAGAAACGCAAUAUAGAGUCUCCUGAAAUCGGGCCCUCAGUUGUGGUUCACACAACUGUGAUGUUUGGAAGCGAGAACGUGGAUUCAGACCCUGCAGAGGUGCAGCAGUUAAUUCUCAGUCACCUGGAGAGGAUUGUGCCAUCCCUACCUAAACCAGCCAGCAUCAAGUGUCAGAAAUGGAGAUACUCUCAGGUUACAAAAGCUGUGCCCAAUUGUCUGGGACGAAUGAUUCUUCAUACUCAACCUCUCCUGAUUUGUGGGGGCGAUGGAUUUACUCGUUCCAACUUCGAUGGCUGCAUAGAUUCGGCUAUGAGUCUUGCAGAGGCUGUGAAGUCUCAUUUAUAG
Molecule: messenger RNA, 503 nt
Organism: Phaethon lepturus (White-tailed tropicbird)
Lineage: Eukaryota; Metazoa; Chordata; Aves; Phaethontiformes; Phaethontidae
Gene: RNLS
Product: renalase, FAD-dependent amine oxidase
Exons: 3
Cellular component (GO): extracellular region
Molecular function (GO): oxidoreductase activity, acting on NAD(P)H
Source: RefSeq, a predicted model, not a curated record